This is a messenger RNA of Lactuca sativa (garden lettuce), 4153 nucleotides long. RefSeq names its product histidine kinase 2 (gene HK2). Gene Ontology annotation, molecular function: phosphorelay sensor kinase activity. Gene Ontology annotation, biological process: phosphorylation; phosphorelay signal transduction system. Gene Ontology annotation, cellular component: nucleus. The record is from RefSeq and is a predicted model, not a curated record. NCBI's taxonomy places the organism in Eukaryota, Viridiplantae, Streptophyta, Magnoliopsida, Asterales, Asteraceae.
UUAUUACUGUCUAUUUUAGCUUUUCGUUCACAAGAUGAUGAGAUAAUCAUGUUCCCAGCUAUUGCAACAACAUAUAUGCUCUCAUUUUCUAGAGAGAGAAAGCGAAAGGGAUUGAUGAAUACAGGCCAUUUCUUCUCUCUCUCUUUCUCUCUCUAUCUCUCUCAUCGAUUCCAGUUCUGUAGUUAAAAACCCAACUGGCUUUUUCUUCAAAUUUCUCUCAUGAUGAUGAUGGGUCUGUGAGUGUGUGUGUAAAUAUAGUUUGUUCUCGAUGUUUCUUUCGGAUUUCAUGAGAUAAACAGAGCUUCAUAUAUGAAUAUUACAUAGCCACAUAUUCUCUUCUUCUCAUUUCUUUUUGUCUUAUUGUUAUGAUUUGUACCUUUCUAAGCUUGUUCUUGCAUUUCACACAGAGAAGCUUGUGAUCUGUCAUGAUCCCUUUCCCUUUCUUCUUUUACUUUCGGGUUUCACAGGUUCGAGGUACUGUAACAAAGACAGUUACGAUAACGAAAGAGACGGAAUCAUCAAUCAUGGUGUAUUUUUUUUUGUAAUUCUCCUUCAAAUACACGUUUCCAUUACUGAAAUCUGAGCUGGGUUUUGGUAUUUGAUGAGUUUUCCUGUUGUUCCUCUUCAAUUCUCGAAGCUAUUUCUCACGAUAUGCAAGUGGGUUUUGUUUAUAAUGUAUUUGAAUCGCAAAUUUUCUGGAAUAAAGGGUAGAUUGUUGACGAAUUCCAAGAUGAGGGAAUGUAAUGGUGGAUGGAAAUGGAAAAAGCUGCUUCUUUUUGUGUGGAUUUUCGUUUUUGCCACUGGGUUUGUUUGGUUCUUGUUUGGUGGUGUUUCGAGUGAAAAAAGAUUGAAGAUUUCAGGGAAAUGUGAAGAUAAUAAUUCUUCGGUUUUGAUUCAACAAUUCAAUGUCAGCAAAGAUCAUCUUUAUGAACUGGCUUCCUCUUUCUUUGAGUCAAAUCAGAUAACUUCGUUGAAAUGCACCAAACAAUUAGAACAUGAAACAGUAAUCACAUGUGCUCUUGAAGUGCCAAAAUUAAAAAACCAUGAACAUGAAGAGCAUCAUUCACCUAAUGUGGAAUAUGAAGAAUCAAGUGAUGAAUACAUUGAAGAGAAUAUAGUGCAAACAAUGGUACCUCAAAACUUUCUAAGAGAAAAUUUCAAUGGUAUUUGCCUUUGUGCCAUUUUUAUAAUGGCACUAAGCUACCAGAAUCGUGGAUUCCGGACAAUAUUAUGGAAGAUUCGGAAUCGGAAUCGGAAAGUGCAUGAGAAGAAAGAUAAAGUAGAGGGAUCCUCAAGGGGAGCUGGAAAAUGGAUGAAAAAGCUACUUGUUCUAUACAUCAUAGCUGGAAUCGCUGCUUCAAUUUGGUUAUUUUGGUACUUAAAUUCAGGAAUUAGUUUUAGAAGAAAAGAAACCCUAGCAAACAUGUGUGAUGAAAGGGCAAGAAUGUUGCAAGAUCAAUUCAAUGUGAGCAUGAAUCAUGUUCAUGCAUUGGCUAUUCUGGUUUCCACUUUUUACCAUGGGAAAGAACCUCCUGCUAUCGAUCAAAAAACUUUUGGCGAAUAUACUGAAAGAACAUCGUUUGAAAGACCACUUACCAGUGGUGUUGCGUAUGCUUUGAGAGUGCGUGAUUUUGAGAGAGAAAGUUUUGAGAAAAAACAUGGAUGGACGAUAAAGAAAAUGGAAACUGAAGAUCAGACAUUAUCACAAGAUUGCGACCCUGAAAAAUUGGAUCCUUCACCUAUUCAAGAUGAAUAUGCCCCUGUUAUUUUGUCUCAAGAAACCGUUGCACAUAUUGUCUCUAUUGAUAUGAUGUCUGGAAAGGAAGAUCGUGAGAAUAUUUUGAGAGCAAGGGCAUCUGGAAAAGGGGUUUUGACAUCUCCUUUCAAGCUAUUGAAAUCGAACCAUUUAGGCGUUGUUCUUACAUUUGCUGUUUACAACACUCACAUUCCUCAAGAUGCGACACCUGAGCAACGAAUUAAUGCAACCGUGGGGUAUUUAGGAGCAUCAUAUGAUGUCCCAUCAUUAGUUGAAAAGCUUCUACAUCAACUAGCUAGCAAACAAACCAUUGUUGUCAAUGUUUAUGACAUCACAAAUGUUUCUUCAGCCAUUAACAUGUAUGGACCUAAACAGAUCGACACCGGGUUGUUGCAUAUUAGUGGUCUUGACUUUGGUGAUCCUGCUCGAAAGCAUGAAAUGCGUUGCAGGUUCAAGCACAGGCCCUCACCACCAUGGACAGCCAUAGCAGCAUCAAUUGGAGCGCUUAUAAUUGUUUUUCUUCUUGGCCAUAUCUUCUACGCAGCCAUAAACAGAAUUGAUACAGUCGAACGUGACUACAACGACAUGUUAGAGCUUAAAUUCCGCGCUGAAGCUGCCGACGUGGCAAAAUCCCAGUUUCUUGCAACGGUUUCGCAUGAAAUCAGGACUCCUAUGAAUGGGGUUUUGGGGAUGCUGCAGAUGUUAAUGGACACGAAUUUGAACGCGAAGCAAUUGGAUUUUGCACAAACUGCUCACGAGAGUGGAAAAGAUUUAAUAAAGUUGAUUAAUGAAGUUUUAGAUCAGGCGAAAAUUGAAUCUGGAAGACUUGAGCUUGAAUCUGUCCCAUUUGAUCUUCGCACCAUUCUUGAUAACAUUUUAUCGUUGUUUUCAACCAAAUCCCAAGAAAAGGGUAUCGAGUUGGCAGUUUAUGUUUCCGAUCAACUUCCCGAAGUUGUUGUUGGAGAUCCCGGACGUUUCAGACAAAUAAUCACAAAUCUUGUUUCAAAUUCACUUAAAUUCACACACGACAGAGGACACAUAUUUGUAUCAGUCCACCUAGCCGAUGAAGCCAAUCACCCACAUGACACAAAAGAUUCACUACUUAAAAAGACUUUGACUUUUGUUGACUCAUCAAAUCACAAUGUCCACAACACUCUAAGUGGGCUUCCGGUUGUUGACAGGAGAAAAAGUUGGGAACUUUUUGAGAACUUAAGUGAAAAACAUCCAAUAAAUCAAUCCGAAAAGAUCAAGAUUUUAGUAACUGUUGAAGAUACGGGUGUUGGAAUCCCAAAAGAUGCACAAAGUCGAAUUUUUAUGCCAUUCAUGCAAGCCGAUAGUUCAACUUCAAGAACUUAUGGUGGAACUGGAAUUGGAUUGAGCAUAAGUAAGAGAUUAGUGGGAUUAAUGGAAGGUGAAAUUGGUUUUGUUAGUGAGCCCGGAAUUGGAAGUGCUUUUUCAUUUACAACGGUUUUUAUGAAGAAGGAAACAAGUUCUUUAGACACGGUUUUGCAACAAUAUUAUCCAACAAUAUCCGAAUUCAAGACACUAAAAGCAUUGGUGAUUGAUCAGAAAAGUAUAAGAGCUGAAGUUACAAGAUACCAUCUUCAAAGAAUGGGAAUCUUUGUGGAAAUAGCAUCUAGUUUAGAUUCUUCACAAUCUUACAUAUCAAGUGAUUCACCUCAUCUUGACAUGAUUCUCAUAGACGAAGAAGUUUGUGACAAGAACACGAGUCUUGAAGAGGUCAAAGUCAAACCAAUUGGAAUGAAACCAAAAGUGUUUCUUUUGGUCAAAUCUAUAAACCCUAUUAGACAUAAUGACCUCAAAUUAGCUAAUUUGGUGUGUGAUGUUCUUGUGAAGCCUCUUAGAUUUAGUGUCUUGAUUUCUUGUUUUCAAGAAACUCUUAUAUCAAAAGAUAACACACAAGUGGCAAGAAGAAAACCGAAAACACUUGGGACUUUGCUACGUGACAAGAAAAUCUUGGUGGUUGAUGAUAAUGUUGUGAAUAGAAGAGUUGCAGAAGGUGCUUUGAAGAAAUAUGGAGCUAUUGUCACAUGUGUGGAAAGUGGGAAGGCUGCUUUAGAAAUGCUUAGACCACCUCAUUGUUUUGAUGCAUGCUUUAUGGAUCUUCAAAUGCCAGAAAUGGAUGGGUUUGAAGCUACAAGACAAAUCCGUGGUUUGGAGAACAAGGUUAAUGAAAAGAUUGAAUCUGGUGAAGUACCUAUUGAUAUGUUCUCAAAUGUGGCACAUUGGCAUACACCUAUUUUAGCCAUGACUGCUGACGUCAUCCAAGCAACAGAUGAAGAAUGUAAGAAAUGUGGGAUGGAUGGCUACGUAUCAAAACCAUUUGAGGAAGAACAACUGUAUACAGCUGCAGCUUGCUUCUUUGAAUCUGGUUGA